Molecule: messenger RNA, 2983 nt
Organism: Homarus americanus (American lobster)
Lineage: Eukaryota; Metazoa; Arthropoda; Malacostraca; Decapoda; Nephropidae
Exons: 9
Coding region: 4-2349 (781 amino acids)
Biological process (GO): nervous system process; monoatomic ion transmembrane transport; signal transduction
Cellular component (GO): membrane; synapse; neuron projection
Molecular function (GO): protein binding; transmembrane signaling receptor activity; extracellular ligand-gated monoatomic ion channel activity
Source: RefSeq, a predicted model, not a curated record
AGCAUGAACAACCUGGCCAUGGCCGUGAGGGGUGUGUGGGUGAUCAUAAACGUCAAGCCACCGCCCACUUAUUGGACUAACGUCUGCCACACGUACAAAGAAGUCACAGGUGCCUGGGAGCUGUAUUUGUACGGUCGUCGUCACUCCCAGGGUGUGCUUGUCACCUCCAGUGGUGCCUCUCCUGGGAAAGUUCGUGGAGGAGGCCACCUCAUCCUCGGCCAGGACCACGACUCCCUCCAGGGAGGCUACCAAGCCGACCAGUCGUACGCAGGGCAGGUGACAGGCCUCUAUGUUUGGGAUAGAGUCCUACAGCCCUGGGAGAUCCAGGAUCAAGCAGUAUGUAAUCUUAAUACCUUCGAUGCAGUCCUCAAGUGGGAGCCAAAUACCUGGGAAUACAAUAACUCCGCCAAAAUAGACACAGCUCCUCGUGAAGAUGUGUGCACCAUCAACGCGACUUCCCAUGUGCUUGUUUCAGACCCUUUAAACUUUGACAAAGCGACGAGGUUGUGUCUCUCUCUCUCCAGCAGCGUGGUGGUCCCCUCUGGCACUUCCCAGAACGCCGCUAUUUUGAACCUCUCUUCUGGGGAGAGUCGGUGCAUGGGUAAGGGAGACAAUCUUAUUUGGCUGGGAGUCACGGACGAAAACAGUGAGUCCUUGUGGCACAGUAAGGCCACCGGUGAUGCUAUAACCUACUCCAACUGGAAGACUGGAUCACCCAACGGGGGAAACAUAGAAAACUGCGCCGUGUUACUCUCCGGGGAAUUUGCAGGAUUUUGGGCUGACUUAAGUUGUACUGUUAAUUACAACUACUGUUUCGUGUGUCAGAGUGCUGGUCCCGUCACUCUGACACUACGUGGACUCUGCCCUCUACUUCCUUAUGACUCGCACUACGUCAUCUAUGGUUAUAAACGCUCGAGGCCGUUCUUCAGAGGCUACACUGGCACAAACCUCACCUGGGAUGGCAAAGAGUGGCUGCUGGAACACCCCAACCGUGCUGCCAAGAGUAGUCUGAUUCCCCCGGCUUCCAUGAACUUCCCGGUGGGUCGGAGGGAGUGGGUGGUGAGUGGGGGAGGUUGUACUGACGCCCAGAACACCACUCAGCUCACCCUCACGCUCACCACUUGCAACAGUCAACAGUUUACUUGUGGGGACGGCACCUGCUUACCUAUGGCGCAGAGGUGUAACUUUCAGACAGACUGCCAUGACGAGACGGACGAGGAGAACUGUCGUACUGUGGUCUUCCCGCCGAGCUACAAGAAGAACAUCCCCCCGCCGCACUCACCAGGACCUCUUCCCGUUCAGAUCCAGAUCUCCGUGCUGGCGCUGGACAUCAACACGGUUGAUAUGCAGUUGACACUGGACAUGUUAGUGAGGCUACAGUGGGCCGACCCUCGCCUCCUCUACCACAACCUAAAAGUGGACAACGUUCUCAACACACUCACUCUCCAAGACCUCCUGCGUCUCUGGUCACCACAGGUCACCACAAGUCAGUUGGUCCAUCUCUGGUCAUCACAGGUCACCACAGGUCAGUUGGCCCAUCUCUUGUCAUCACAGGUCACCACAGUGGACAUCUACGAGGGGAAGGAGAACCCCGUCCAGCUGCGGCGCAAGUACUCGGUCAGAUACGUCUGCAACUUCGACCUGUCUAUGUAUCCCUUCGACAAGCAGGAAUGUCAUCUUGUGUUCACCUUAACGUCAGCACCUCGUCAGUACUUGACUCUGAGACAGCUGCACGAGCAAGGCGUCGCCUUCCUCGGAUCCAAGGAACUUAUCGAGUACACCAUAGAGAAGGUUACCAUGGCGACCAGCAACUCCAGCGACGACCUCUACAGUGUCCAGAUGGUGACCAUCGGGUUCCGUAGGCGUUAUGGUUACUAUGUUCUCACCACCUACAUCCCCUCCAUCUUCUUCGUCUGUAUCGCUUACCUCACUACCUACUUCAAGCUCUCCAACUUCCAGGUGCGCGCUAUUGUGUCUCUAACAUCAAUGCUGGUGUUGACGACGCUCUUCAGCCAGACAUCAUCACAGCUGCCCAGGACUUCCUACUUCAAGAUGAUCGAUAUCUGGAUGUUUGGCGCCAUUGGGUGUAUCUUCAGCAUCAUCGUCACCCAGACCGUCGUCGAUUUUAUCCAUGAACCAAACGAACCGCAGAAGGUCGUCCCCAUCAAGGUCCAGGAAGGAGGGAUGCGAGUGACUAAGGAGAGUUCGACCAAGCAGUCCGGUGGAUGGCGUCCCCGAGGCCAGGUGUCAAGAGCAGCCACCCUCAUGUACUGGGCUCGCGUCAUCUUCCCCAUCCUCCUCUCGAUCUUCAUAUUCUCCUACGUCACUUUCAUCGCCGCCCAAGGCUGAACCACAUCAGUAUAUAUGGUGUCCCUAAUCAACACGUAAUCCGGAGGUCAUUCACACAGUAGAUAAUUAUCAUUCUCCAAUCUUUACUAAUCUUUACUAGUCUUUCGAGACCUCUCGGUGUUGUCUACGUGAAGUGAGAUGUUUAUACCACAUUUAUUAUUUACAGAAGAAAUGUAAUGUAUAACAUAAUGUGUCUCAUCAAAACUCAUUACGGAAAUUGUUUAAUACGCACUUUGAUACAAUCCUGGAACUUGGGGUUUUUCUGUCUGAUUCCCUCUCUUUUACCACCGUUUGUGGGGAAAACAUUGCAUAAAGAAUUUACACGGAAGAAAUUGAAAAAAUAGAGGAAACUGUCAUGGGAAAAAAUUCACUAGAAAAAGUCACAAACCUAACCAAAAUGGACCUAACCUAACCUAACCUAACCUAGGCUAAGUUAGAUAUAUAUCUUAAGUGUAACUCCCAGCAAAUCAGUUACAUUAGGUUAGGUUAGGUUAGGUUAGGUUAGGUUACGUUACGUUACGUUAGGUUACGUUACGUUAGAUUAGGUUAGGGAAAAAACACUUGGAAAAUGUUCCCCUCAAUUUUUGCCUGUGGAGGUAGAUGUCAUUUAUUAAAAGUAAUGAUAGAGUAGUUU